GAUGAUCAGAGUUCUUCUGGUGUUCCAGAUCUUAGAAGGAGCAGGUCACUGUCGUCAUCUGCUUGCUAGUUCAGAGAUCCAACGAGGUCUCCUUCAAGUAGCAUUGUUAGUGAUCCAUAUCAUCAAUUUGAGCGUUCAUCUCGUUGUCAGGCUCCUAACUAUGAGAAACAAAAGCGAGACACGACAGCCCAAGUUUCUUCUGUCCAGAAUUCGCACGGAUAUGAGAGACCUGGGUCUACCAGUUCUUCAAGAUCCCAUCACGAGUCAUCUGGGAACUCAUUCCAGCAACAUUUCAAGUAAGGUUCUUGAUCGUUACAUUGAUGGAGAGCAGCAUCCGGAGGAAAGUAGGCCCAGGAACAAUUCACAAAGAAAUAAUAGUAGACAUGGGAGCUAUGGUUGGUUACACACCUCACAAUCUCUUUUGCAAACAAUUAUUCGGACAUAUCCUCAGGUUGGUUACACACCUCACAAUCUCUUCCAUUUGCAAACAAUUAUUCGAACAUAUCCUCAGGGUGCUGUUAAUUUUGCAUUAAUGAUGUCGCAAAUGGAGGGAGGUUUCCCAGUUGAUUACAACACCAUAACUGAUUCUUUUCUUAAGAAAUCUGAUCCGUGAGGUAACUGCCUUUCUCCUAGAUUUUCUGUAUCCACAGGGGACAAGCUUGGAUGCAGUGAGGAACUAGGAGAUCUUGUAAAGUCACUUGUUGAAUUUUU
Messenger RNA from Vigna angularis (adzuki bean), 711 nucleotides. RefSeq lists its product as uncharacterized. The record is from RefSeq and is a predicted model, not a curated record. The transcript is spliced from 8 exons. Lineage: Eukaryota; Viridiplantae; Streptophyta; Magnoliopsida; Fabales; Fabaceae. The coding region runs from base 2 to 613 and encodes 203 amino acids.